AUGGAUCGACUGGGUGUACUGGAGAUCAAUGAUCAGCCGCAAAAGCCGCCGCCGAGACGGCGCACCAACCAAACCGGACUGAGCGAAAAGCCUCGGCCUCGUCCGAAAAAGAAGAAGAAAAGGACUUUCUGCUGCUUCGAGAUCAUAGACGAAGAGAGCGACGAUGAUUCUAGACCGCCGCUCCCAGUCCAGAAACCAAUGCAGACUCUUCCAGCUCAUGGUCCCUCGCCGUUUCCGCAGAAUCCAUACCAGGGCCGACAAAAUGACCGCAUCCCGUCAUCUGCACAGCAAAUAUCAUCCACCUUGCAGACAUCAUCUCGUCCUUCUGUCCAAAACUCGAGAAAGUCGUCGCAGACGCAGUCUCUUCUGUCAUGGAUUCCUUCUGUACAUUCUCCACAGACGACGUCCAUCCUUCUCACCGAGCUGGCCAAGCCGAUCUCCCGUGCUGAUGAAGAAGGCUAUAUUUAUAUGUUCUGGGUAACACCAACAACAUCAUCGCGAGGAAACGGGACCGCAGGACCUCCUGUGCCAAGGGAUAUCGCAUCUUCCCUUUUUCCUGAGACUCCUCAGAAGAGCGGCUCUCUUCGGCCUCCGCCACAAUCGCACAGCGUCAGCGAUGCUAUUCGUGUAGCGCGAGACCUCAACGCAUUGGCUUCUAACCCAUCAUCUACCGGGCCUGGGACAAUCAGACUGAAGAUUGGGAGAACAAGUAAUGUCCAUCGACGACUUGCUGAGUGGACACGCCAAUGCUCGCACGAUCUUACCUUGAUCCGUUAUUAUCCUUAUACACCGUCCUCGUUCACGUCCUCUUCGCCGGCUCGAGUGCCGCAGUCUGGAGCUCCCGAGGCGUCCUUGGUACCAGGCAGAAAAGUCCCCCAUGUGCAUCGUGUAGAAAGACUAAUUCAUCUCGAGCUCGCCGAUUUGAGGAUCCGUGAUCUUGGACAGUGCGCUGAGUGUGGGAAAGAGCAUCGCGAGUGGUUCGAGGUUGAGGCACACAAAGAAGCGCUGCGUCGCGUAGACGAGUGUGUCCGGCGAUGGGUCUUGUGGGGCGAAGCGAUGAGAUGA
Messenger RNA from Penicillium argentinense, 1065 nucleotides. RefSeq lists its product as uncharacterized. Lineage: Eukaryota; Fungi; Ascomycota; Eurotiomycetes; Eurotiales; Aspergillaceae. The record is from RefSeq and is a predicted model, not a curated record. The coding region runs from base 1 to 1065 and encodes 354 amino acids. The transcript has a single exon.